CGCCUUGUUUUCUCUCAUAUUUUCCUCUCUCUCUCAAGCUUCGCUCGCUCUCUCGCUCUAACCCUCACCCUACAGCGAGUCCUCCGUCUCCCAAAUUUAUUUAAUUUUGGUUAAAUUAAAUAAUUAUUAUUUUUCCAUCUGAUAAAUACACCACACGAAAGCUCUGAAAAGAGGAGGGAAUCACGAAAUUGACCAGUUCAACCUUUUUGGAAAUACGGUUUAAUUUGUAUGUAUUUACAUAUGAGAUGGGUUCUCGAGGAAGGUUGUUAUUUGAUCUCAAUGAACCCCCUGCCGAGGAUAAUGAAGGGAGUGAUGGCGCCCUCAGCUUCCAGCCACAAAAGGCACUUCCUUCUUCAAACCCCCACACUUCAGAAGUGCUUGCAGUAGCAGCCGUUGCACCAAGAAUUGUUAAUAAUCAUGCUUUUUCACAUGCAUCGUCUGUGUCAGGUUUUCAACCUUUUGUUCGGCCAAAAAAUGCUCAUGGCUUUGAAGGUGAUGCUGACGAGAAAUCAAGAGAUAGUAAUCCCAAAUAUACAUCAGUAUCUAAAUCAAGUAAUUGUGAGGACAUGAAACCUGUACCAUGUUUAGCUUCUGCUUCUGCAAAUGGUCCAUCUGUGGAAAGAGAAGAAGGAGAGUGGUCUGAUGAUGCCGAGGGAUCUGCUGAAGCAGGUGGAACUGGCAGUUUGCAUGAACAGGGUACAAGUUUACAAGGACAACCGGGAGGGAUUGUUGAAUGUGCUUCUGGUGUUGCUCCAGAUAUUAGUUCUUGUGAUAUUAAAACUUCAGAAGGUCUCAAGGAUAAGAACACCAGUCAUACUUCUUUAGGAGUAGAUGAUCAGAAUAGUACUAGUAGCCGCAUUUCAGACAGCAAUGUUAAAGGUCAGGCAGCCAUGGAUGGUCAGGAUGAACACGGAUUGGUUUUGAAACAAGAAAAAGUUAAAGGCAUUGAAGCAAGCCAUGCACUCAAGUGUGCAAAUAAUCCAAUGAAGAGGAAGCUGAGCCAACAGAAUGAAGCAAAGCUGGGAAAGAAACGUAAUAGACAGACAAUGUUCCUUAAUUUGGAUGAUGUUAAGCAAGCUGGCACUAUCAAAAGUUCAACACCAAGAAGACAGACCUUUCCCUCACCUGUUACAACUCGCACUUUGAAGGACGUUCGUACCAUUACUCUGCCUGCAGAUUGUGUUGGGGAAAAGCAGUCACAAUCAAUGAUUAAGGACCAGAAACAAGUUGAUGUUUUAUGUAAUGAUGGAGGAACUGCCGCAGAGUCUAGUGAUUCCAAGUCUGAAACUAACGGGGAUUUUAGUUAUGGAUCACUGUCUAGGACCAGAAGGCAAAAUGGUGACAAUGAUCCUUCCACAGAGGUCUUACCACCAAUUCCAAGGCAGAGUUCAUGGAAGCAGCCCACGGAUACAAGGCAGCUGAAGAAUUCACAUGUUGCUAAUAGGAAGCCAGCUCUGAUCACUCAAAGCUCCAUGGAUUCCAAAUCUGGAAACAAGAAACUUCUUCCUGUCAAAAAGCAAACGGCAAUCAGUAACACACACCAAGACACAUCAGUUGAGCGUCUUAUAAGGGAGGUUACAAAUGAGAAGUUUUGGCAUCACCCAGGGGAGACUGACCUCCAAUGUGUUCCUGAAAAGUUUGAAUCUGUUGAGGAGUAUGUUAGAGUAUUUGAACCGCUUCUGUUUGAAGAAUGCCGUGCACAACUUUACAGCACCUGGGAGGAAUUAACAGAGGGUGUUUCUAGAGAUGCUCAUAUAACUGUUCGUGUAAGAAGCAUUGAAAGGAGAGAGAGAGGGUGGUAUGAUGUAAUAGUCCUUCCAGUUAGUGAAUGCAAGUGGACAUUUAAAGAGGGGGAUGUUGCAGUUCUUUCAACUCCUCGGCCUGGAUCAGCAGUCAGAUCCAAAAGGAACAACUCUUCAGCUGAGGGCGAUGAGGAGCCUGAAAUCAGUGGGCGUGUGGCUGGUACUGUCCGGCGACAUAUUCCUAUCGAUACUCGUGAUCCCCCAGGGGCAAUCCUUCAUUUUUAUGUUGGGGACUCCUAUGAUUCUAACAGCUUGGUUGAUGAUGAUCAUGUUCUAAGAAAGCUACAGCCCAAAGGAAUUUGGUAUUUAACUGUGCUUGGUUCUCUAGCAACCACCCAGCGCGAGUAUAUUGCACUGCAUGCAUUUCGUCGUCUGAAUAUGCAGAUGCAAGCAGCAAUUCUACGGCCCAGUCCUGAACACUUUCCAAAAUACGAGCAGCAGUCCCCUGCUAUGCCAGAAUGCUUCACACCGAAUUUCAUUGAUCAUUUGCAUAGGACCUUUAAUGGGCCCCAGCUAUCAGCAAUCCAAUGGGCUGCAAUGCAUACAGCUGCAGGUACAAGUGGUGGAAAGAGGCAAGAUCCAUGGCCUUUUACACUUGUUCAAGGACCUCCAGGAACAGGUAAGACACAUACGGUCUGGGGAAUGCUAAACGUCAUCCAUCUGGUUCAGUAUCAGCAGUACUACACUUCUUUGCUGAAGAAACUAGCACCUGAAAGCUAUAAGCAAAAUAGUGAGACCAACUUUGAUAAUGUUGCUACGGGAUCAAUAGAUGAGGUUCUUCAGAACAUGGACCAGAAUCUCCUUCGUACACUACCCAAGCUCUGUCCAAAGCCUAGAAUGUUGGUUUGCGCCCCUUCUAAUGCUGCAACAGAUGAGCUUCUUUCCCGUGUUCUUGACCGUGGAUUCAUUGAUGGCGAGAUGAAAGUUUAUCGACCUGAUGUAGCCCGAGUAGGUGUGGAUUCACAGACACGUGCUGCCCAGGCUGUAUCCGUUGAGCGGAGAACUGAACAGCUUCUGGUUAAGAACCGUGAGGAAGUUUUAGGGUGGAUGCAUCAGUUGAGAAAUCGUGAAGCUCAGUUGUCCGUGCAGAUAUCUAAUCUUCAAAGAGACCUUACUGUUGCAGCUGCUGCUGUUCGUUCCCAAGGAUCAGUUGGUGUUGAUCCUGAUGUUUUGGUGGCUCGGGACCAGAAUCGAGAUACUUUGCUGCAGAUUCUUGCAGCUGUUGUUGAAAACAGGGAUAAAACUCUAGUUGAGCUAUCUCGCCUGUUUAUUUUAGAAAGCAAGUUUCGUGCUGGUGGCAAUUUUAACUUGGAAGAAGCUCGAGCUAAUCUUGAGGCAAGUUUUGCCAAUGAGGCUGAGAUUGUUUUCACUACUGUUUCAAGCAGUGGUCGCAAGCUGUUCUCUCGUCUUUCUCAUGGGUUUGAUAUGGUUGUGAUUGAUGAGGCAGCGCAAGCCAGUGAAGUGGGAGUUCUUCCUCCCCUUUCUCUUGGUGCUGCACGAUGUGUUCUUGUUGGGGAUCCUCAGCAGCUUCCCGCAACAGUUAUCAGCAAGGCUGCUGGGACCUUGUUAUACAGUAGAAGUCUUUUCGAAAGAUUCCAGCAAGCAAAAUGUCCAACAAUGUUGUUAUCUGUGCAGUAUAGGAUGCAUCCCCAAAUACGUGAUUUUCCUUCUAGGUACUUCUACCAAGGACGCCUCACUGACAGUGAAAGUGUUGCUAAUUUACCUGAUGAAACCUAUUACAAGGACCCUUUACUUAGACCUUAUGUAUUUUUUGACAUUUCCCAUGGACGGGAGUCCCACAGAGGGGGAUCUGUCUCUUAUCAGAACAUACACGAAGCACAGUUUUGUGUGCGCUUGUAUGAGCAUCUCCAGAAGUCCUUGAAAGCAUUGGGUUUGGGGAAAGUUUCUGUCGGCAUAAUCACACCAUAUAAAUUGCAACUCAAAUGCCUCCAACGUGAGUUUGAGGAUAUUUUAAAUUCAGAGGAAGGGAAGGAUAUAUAUAUCAACACUGUAGAUGCUUUUCAAGGCCAAGAGCGUGAUGUAAUUAUCAUGUCCUGUGUGCGAGCUUCAACUCACGGGGUUGGUUUUGUAGCAGAUAUCCGCCGUAUGAAUGUAGCUCUCACUCGUGCAAGAAGGGCUCUUUGGGUCAUGGGGAAUGCAAGUGCCUUAAUGCAGUGUGACGACUGGGCUGCAUUGAUUACUGAUGCCAAAGCCAGGAACUGUUUUAUGGACAUAGAAACUCUUCCCAAAGAAUUUCGGGUACCAAAGGUACCUUCUUAUGCUCCAUUACCAGGAAAGCCUUUCUCUAAUAUGAGGGGUUUCAGGUCUGGUGGACCAAGGCAUAGAUCAAUGGAUAUGCACAUGGAAUCAAGGUCAGGAACACCGUCAGAAGAUGAUGAGAAGUUGGGUGUAUCAGUAAUUUCUAGGAAUGGAAGUUACCGGCCUAUGAAACCUCCAUAUGAGAAUUCCUUGGACGACUUUGAUCAAUCAGGUGAUAAAUCUAGAGAUGCCUGGCAGUAUGGUAUACAGAAGAAGCAUGGUCCUGCUGGGGUUGUGGGAAGGAGAGACAUCUAGCUAUUGAUUGUUGGUUCUGAAUCCUCUUUUUGCAUCAUUGGAGCUUUUUGGCAUUCUAUAUUUUCCCUAUUGUGCAGCUCUUGCUCGUCUGCCAGAAGGCUUCUGGAGGACUAGCUUCCUGUGCCGAUCUCUGAAGUUGAUGCCUUAAAUCUGAAAGGCCGAGCCUUGUGCUGCAUAUUCUUUCACUUACUUGAGGCGUUUGGCAGUAAGGGGGACUUGGCAGGGGCUGUCGGCCUGUGCAUAAAGUUGCUUUUGCCGACGAUUCACCACCUCACAAUCUUCAGAGGAAUCAUAUGGUGGUCACAGCAACGCUUUUCCCCAAAUAACUCAGGAAUCAUAUGGUGGUCACAGCAAUGCUUUUCGUGUUACGGUAAUAUCGCUCCUGUUUUGAUUCAAUUGACGACUUCAGUUACAGAGAUACAAAGGGGAAAGCUUCUGGAUGACUCAAAAGCUCUGUUCGCGGAAGCAUACUCACCGACUCCUCCAUUCUUGGCGCCGGUGGCUAGUUAAACGGUUUAAUGUAGGAAGUUCCCAUUUGAAUGAUGCUAUGGACAUUUUCGGACGUGCACGGUGACCAGAUAGUAGACGAAAGGUUAGUCCUCCUGUUGUGGUCUGGAUACGCAAGAAUAUGUUGUUUUGUCCUCCUGUUGUUUGAAGGUUAGUUAGUGACAUACAUACAUGCCAAAAGGUGGCAUUUACAACAAUCUUCUGUAUAGAAAUGGUGGAAGUACAGAAAUUGCAUUAGAAAGAAAAAUCGAUUUGUAGUGUCAACUAACAUGUACAUAACAUCUUUCAGUUGUGGAAUCGAAUAUAAAUUUACCUUUUAUGCUUUUGCC
Malus domestica (apple) is the source of this 5212-nucleotide messenger RNA. The record is from RefSeq and is a predicted model, not a curated record. Lineage: Eukaryota; Viridiplantae; Streptophyta; Magnoliopsida; Rosales; Rosaceae.